Messenger RNA from Galendromus occidentalis (western predatory mite), 774 nucleotides. Its product is annotated as tetraspanin-4-like. The record is from RefSeq and is a predicted model, not a curated record. The transcript is spliced from 8 exons. NCBI's taxonomy places the organism in Eukaryota, Metazoa, Arthropoda, Arachnida, Mesostigmata, Phytoseiidae. Gene Ontology annotation, cellular component: plasma membrane. Bases 1 to 774 code for a protein of 257 amino acids.
AUGGGAAUCGUUCAGAAACUCAAACGCAAGUUUUGGUAUACGCGUAUGCUGGAAGGAUGCGGUCGUCUGGUGAAAUCUGCCCUCCUGGUCACAAACCUGUUGAUACUGAUCGGCGGUAUCAUUAUUCUCUUCGUUGGCGUUUGGACUCUGGCGGACAGAAGUUUUAUGGCCAGACUAUUGGGCUCGGAUCUUUACGUGUCUUCAGCAUCGAUUUUAGUGGCUACGGGCAGUCUCGUAACCGUAGUAUCGUUCAUGGGAUGCAUAGGAGCCUUCAAAGAGAUCAAAUGCCUCUUGUUCACGUUCUUCGGUAUCCUCCUCAUGAUCUUUGCCGUGCUACUGGUCGGCGGAAUCCUCGGCUACGUUUUCCGCAAUGAGGUGGGCGAGCGAAUGUACCAAGAAAUGGUGAUGACCAUUCCAGCGUACGGCAAUGAUACAGCCGUCACGAGAGCAUGGGACGCCGUUCAGCAGCAUUUCAAGUGUUGCGGCGUGCUAAGCCAAAUACCAAACGACAAACCUUAUCAAAUAUGGCUCCAGAACAUCUAUUUCAACGACAGAAAACAGGUGCCAGAAUCGUGUUGUGUGCGGAAAGACUACAUUCCGGAGUGCCAGGCGAGCCCGUCGGAGGCCAGUACCUACAUGGACAACUGCCACACAAAAGUUCGAGACUUCGUCGAAGCGCAUUCAGAAACGCUGGCAGGAGUGGGAUUAGCAGUCGCGACGCUGAUUCUCCUGGCGAUGAUCCUCAGCUGCAGCAUGGCUGUCAUGAUCCAGUGA